AGCAGCAGCAGCAGUGACAGCAGCAGUGACAGUAGCAGCAGCAGCAGUGACAGCAGCAGUAGCAGCAGCAGCAGUGACAGUAGCAGCAGCAGCAGUGACAGCAGCAGUAGCAGCAGCAGCAGUGACAGCAGUAGCAGCAGCAGCAGCAGUGACAGUGACAGCAGCAGCAGUGACAGCAGCAGCGACAGCAGCAGUAGCAGUAGCAGCAGUGACAGUGACAGCAGCAGCAGCAGCAGUAGUGACAGCAGCAGUAAGAGCAGCGACAGUGAAGACAGUACCGUCGAGAGCAAAAGCAGUGAGAGCAGCAGUGAGUGCGAUGACGUUGAGGAAAAGGGAAAACCAAAACAGUUUUAUGCAUAUUCUUUUCGAUCUCUGAAGAAAACGAAGUCACAAUCUGAUGGCCCUUCUGAUUCUGACUCUCAGCUGGACUAUAAAAGAAAAGGAGACAUCAUUGAUGAAAACAGCUUAAAACACUCUGAGAUGAGGCCAUACGCCGUUGUUGAUUUCCGCUACGAAUAUCUUGGUAAGCAACCUCGUGGGCAUAAGCUUGUAGUGCUCAAAAGUCCCUCUGCAGUUAAAGUGACAGUGAAAGACAUCGCUCGCCCAGCCAAUCCAGUGGUAUGCUUCACCUACAUGGAGCUCCAUCCUCAUAAAACAGUGGCAAUUCUGAGAGCUGGUCAGGAUUGCAGAGACUACGAUGUUUCACUUGAAGUAGAGACUGGUGUGUUUGCUAAAAGGCCAGCUCUUGAGGCAAAAUUUAAGUACCCUAGGGUUCCUAAGCAAGUGAAUGAUAUGAUAGAUGAAAUUCUUGCAGUGCUCCCUGGAAUUGCCUCCAUGGCAGACUUCUCUCACAAAGUCCAAAAGAAUCCUUCUAAAGAAAUUUCAAUGAUUAUGGCUCUAAAACGUCCAGACGAAUGUCUCAUGGUCAUGAAAUUGCCAGAAGAUCUCCUCUACAAUGACAACUGCAAACUUCCAUAUUCAGUGCCAAUGGAUCCCAAAGCCAAAACUUCAACAAUCGCUGAUAUUCCAAAAUUGCUUUUUGCUAGUCAGAAUGGUAUUUGUACGGUAGAAAGCAGAAGAAUUUUAAAUUUCAACAAAAAAUUCAUUACAAAAGGAUUGCCUGAUGAUUGUUUCAUAAAUGUACUGGGAGAUUGUACUUGUCACAAGAAGCUGAUUGUACUGAUGAAAUACGAAACAGCACACAAUAAUAGUCUUCUAGUUGAAAUCCAUGCACAGGACAUUAUAUGUACCAUGAAGCAGCGCGAUGGUGAGCUCAUUCUAGAAGUAAAUGGCACUAGGUUACAGGAUGGAGUUAUCCCUCGUUCACUGAAACAUGUGCCUCUUCAAUUCAAGGAAACAAAAAGUGAACUGGACUUUAGAAUGCCCUUAGUUGGAUUAGAAAAUGUGCUAUACACAGGAUAUAAUGUCAAGUUUGAAGUUAACCCCUCGAUAGAAAAUUCAUGUGGUAUCUGUGGAUGGUAUGGCUCAGAAGCAAAAGCGUUACGGAGACCAAGUGGCCACAUAGCUAGAGAUGAAGUGAGCUUUGUGCAGUCCUGGGUGGUCCCUGAUAAAUGUGGUGGAGACUGUAAACUGCGACACACAACAGUGAGACAUGAGAAUCCAAUCCUAAUGGAACAGUGUGCUACCAAUCUUCCUGUCGCACGCUGUGCUGAAGGCUGCUCAGCCACCAGUACUACCCAAACCUUAGCUAGCUUCCAUUGUGUGCCAACUGGAUCAACCUUGCCUUCUGACCUGACCGUGCUGGCUGAAAAGUCUGACGAUAUGAUAGACCUAGUUGAAUCUCACACAUCAUGUUCUUGUGAACAGGAACAAUGUGCUGCAUGAGCCUUCAACUGAGCAGACUCAGUGCAUAUUCUCUUGUUUGCUGUGUGGGCUGAUAUGUCAAUUCUAGGCUACUACACAGUUGUUAAUUAAAUUAUUUUAAGAACCCUACUGUACCCUUUUAAAGAAUCCAAUUCUUCCUAAAGUAACUCUAAGCCUUAUUCCAAUAUAACAAAGUCAACUCUAAAUGUAAUGGAUAAUUUUCUAAUAAAUACUUGCAUUCCAAAAGAAAAAAAA
Molecule: messenger RNA, 2079 nt
Organism: Notechis scutatus (mainland tiger snake)
Lineage: Eukaryota; Metazoa; Chordata; Lepidosauria; Squamata; Elapidae
Source: RefSeq, a predicted model, not a curated record